Messenger RNA from Epithele typhae, 1020 nucleotides. RefSeq lists its product as uncharacterized. Lineage: Eukaryota; Fungi; Basidiomycota; Agaricomycetes; Polyporales; Epitheliaceae. Bases 1 to 1020 code for a protein of 339 amino acids. The record is from RefSeq and is a predicted model, not a curated record. The transcript is spliced from 2 exons.
AUGCUUGGCUACAACGCACCCGGUGCCGGCGAAGUUUCCUCCCCCAAGCGCGACAGUGAGCUGUGGUUCGAGGAUGGCACGCUCGAACUGAUCGUCGAAGACACCGCGUUCCGCGUGUACAAAGGUCUCCUCGCACACCACUCUGCAGUGUUCAAGGACAUGUUCACGCUCCCUCCCCUCCCUGCCCCCAACAUCGGUUCUGCGGAGUCACGCUCCGUCGACGGAAACCUGGUGCAGUGCGCCGUGGUGCAUCUGCCAGACUCGGCGAGAGAAUGGCGAUAUGUUUUGCGUGUGCUGAUCAUGGGCGGCGCCCGAGGGUUACGUGAGAGGGUUUCCCGACCACUCGACUUGAAGACCGAGGAACUCUUGGCCUAUAUACGUCUCGGACACAAAUACCAGAUUGAAGACCUGUGCCAAACAAGCGUCAAAGCACUCGAGCGCCAUAUCAACCCACUGCUGCUAUCAUCUUCUCUCUCGCCCUGGGACGAUCACCCUCCCUUUUUCGAUGCGACGGAGGCACCGGUUGUCGUCAACCUCGCGCGCGUGGUGGGGGAGUGUUCUCUUCUUCCCUACGCGAUGCUUCUCUGUUCGAGGUCCGUUUACCCGAAGUUCACCGGCGUAUUCAGCUACAGCGACGGGACUCGCGAGCCUCUGAACAAGGCCGACGAAGAACGGUGUGUGCAGGCCACCCAUCACCUCGUACUUGCCACCAUCUCCGCCGUCCACUCUGUAAUUCUACCCCCUGUCGGGUGCACGACUCAACCAUUGCCAGGAAAAGUCCCGUGCCAGCAAACGAUGGACGGCCUCACCCGCACCCUCCUCUUGGCCGUGACAUCUCCGACGCGCCCUCUGGACCCUUUGAUGUGGGACCUUCUCAGGCACGAUUCGAUGCAGGCCGCAAAGAGCUCUCUGUGCCUCCGCUGUUGGGAUGAAGUUUCAGGACGAGUCAGACAACAGCGCCGAGUAGUAUGGAACACGCUACCAACGAUAUUUGGCCUUGAGGAUAUUUCAGGCGCAUAG